Messenger RNA from Nematostella vectensis (starlet sea anemone), 2342 nucleotides. RefSeq lists its product as uncharacterized. The record is from RefSeq and is a predicted model, not a curated record. The transcript is spliced from 3 exons. Gene Ontology annotation, molecular function: G protein-coupled receptor activity. Gene Ontology annotation, cellular component: plasma membrane. NCBI's taxonomy places the organism in Eukaryota, Metazoa, Cnidaria, Anthozoa, Actiniaria, Edwardsiidae. The coding region runs from base 411 to 1826 and encodes 471 amino acids. Gene Ontology annotation, biological process: inflammatory response; positive regulation of cytosolic calcium ion concentration; adenylate cyclase-activating G protein-coupled receptor signaling pathway.
CAUUGGCUAAUACGAGUCGCCAGUGAUUGCAGGAGUUUAUAUUUACUCCAAUAUAACUAUCAAGUCAUGGCUACGAUUAGAAAAUUGGAACCCGCCUUAUAGGCAUGAUUUGGACCAAGCUUUUGCGAAUUGGGAAAGCAAGUUUUCUAAUUCGCAUUAUCUGGGCAGUUAAUCGAAAAACAAAAGCACUGUGGAACCAAUUUUAACUAGGUUACCACUGAAAAAAAGCCUUCCUGUGAUCCAGGUCUGGGAUUAAGAACCUGGAACAAUUUAGACGUAACGUGUUUGUUGUUGUCUGGCGCAAGAAAGGCGUCUGGUCCACCUCCAAGCUCUUGCAAUACGGGCAAUGAGGGAUACAUGACGAACGCUGGAAACUCUGUAAAGAGUUGGAAUUGCAAUUUGAUUUUGUGAUGAACCGGCGUGAAUUUGGCCAGGAGGAAUUUACCAAUGAGCAGUUUGUGGCAGGCGGUGUGACGCUCCUACUUUCUGGAUUCGUGGGGUUCGUAGGAAAUAUUUUAGUGUUAAUCAUCACUUACCGUAUACUGAAGUACAGGAAAAACAUCCCUUCUAUCUUGAUACUCUUCCUGGCUUGGACAGACUUGCUUACGUUUCCGUUUAUUUAUCCGCAGUCGCUCAUUAAGUAUUUUUACGGUUCGUACGUCGGGAACUACAUAGCGUGUGACUACCAAGCCACCGUCAUCACCUUUCUCUUCACAGUAUCUAUUUGUCUGGUGUUGGUUAUGAGUAUAGACAGACUUUUAGCCUUACACAAACCCUUCUGCUAUGAGAAGUACAUAACGUACGAUAAAGAGAAGGUAAAGGUCGCGGGGAUCGGUCUGGGGUCCGCAGGGCUCACCAUAGCUCUGCUACCCGCGUUCGGAGUGGGUCGAAACGUGCUUCACUUUCCCGGGACUUUUUGUUUGUUUGAGUGGGGUGCAGAGACGAUAGACGGGAAAGCACUCGUUUAUAUUUACAUUGGUUUUUUGAGUUGUGCGAUUUUAGGUGUAGUGAUUUGUAACCUUGCGGUAGUUGUUCUUACGUGGAGACUUCUGCGAAAGAUUAAAAAUAGAAACACGACGGGUGACAAAGAAGCAACUGUGACACAGAGGGAAACUAGUAAAACUCCCAAAGAAGCCACUAAAGAGCAUAGAAAACAAUCCAUGAAAGGGCAAAAUAAGGAACCCAGUAAAGUGCGAGGCCUAGAAGCCCAUAGAGAGAACAAAGAUAGAAAUGAACAAGAAGAAAUAAUCAAGCAAUCUCAGGAACCGGGAAAUGUCACGUGCACGGAAAACGUGAACGAGGGUGCCGAGAACGAAAGCAAAGUGCGUAAGACUUCACACUCAAAAGAGAAAUCUAAAAAUAAAGAUGGCCUUAAAGUACAUAGGGUUUCUUCCCAGUCAGGACAGAUGGAAAGAAAUUUCGCGAAGCUGAGUUGUCUGGCUGCGGUUGGCUUCGUUGGAUGUUGGAGUUUGUUUCUUAUACGAAUUACAAUGAUCCAGGCAGGCUUUUCGUUCGACGCGUUCACGGACUUCACAGCCAUUCGCCUCGCGUCGCUCCACUCCGUGGUGAACCCUUGGCUCUAUCCGCUUAUCAGACGCAAGUACCGCGAAGGUUUUUUGCACAUCCUUACGUGGGUCGGUCACGUGAUCACGUGCACGCUAAUCAACAAGCCAACCACCACACUAGAUGACAUAGUGGGUGGAACUCCCAAAAUCAAACGCAGCAAGAAGGUUCAACUUGCUGACCGCCGGCGGUCGAGUUCACGCUUUCUUAGCACUUCAACACUCACGACAGAAUCUAAAGUGUCCCAUGAACACGCUAAGUAGUAACAAAUACCUUGUCCAACCUACAGAGUGCAUAAAAUAUUCAUGGGCGUAUCUAAAGAAAUUCUCCCCUGGAGCUGGCUCCAAGUAUCCAUAGGAAACUACUUAGGAUAUGUCAUGUGUAAAUCUGUAAAUCACUGCCUCAAUGGCUGAAGCAGAGGAGCCGUGCCCUUCUAGGAACAGAACCCCCAAAAAGGCGAAGCAGAUCAUAAAGGCAUUAUUAGAAAAAAGAGACAUGCAGUAUGGCCGAUCUCUGGGGAAGGGGAAGCUUUCCAGCCCCUUCCACUUCCACAGCCGUGUUUAAAGACUAUCUAAGGAGUAGUUUAGGUAGAGAAAUGCAUUAACAGUGGAAUAUAAUAUGCUCUAGACCGUACUGCGCCGUCAUCAGUCAAUCGAAUCAUGAUAACUGGAACCUCAAAGGGAAAUCGGAACUUGGUUCAAGGGAAAAAAUUAAUGCACAAUAAUGCAACAAUAAGUUGCUAGUGGCUAAUAAAAUUUAGCACUUUGCCUCUUUUUAUA